Messenger RNA from Penicillium robsamsonii, 1659 nucleotides. RefSeq names its product cytochrome P450. The record is from RefSeq and is a predicted model, not a curated record. The transcript is spliced from 3 exons. The coding region runs from base 1 to 1659 and encodes 552 amino acids. NCBI's taxonomy places the organism in Eukaryota, Fungi, Ascomycota, Eurotiomycetes, Eurotiales, Aspergillaceae. Gene Ontology annotation, molecular function: monooxygenase activity; oxidoreductase activity, acting on paired donors, with incorporation or reduction of molecular oxygen; iron ion binding.
AUGGACGCCAAAGUCCAUGGAGGUAGCGAUUGGCUGGGCUAUAAAUUGCACCAGCUUAAGGAACAGGAACAUGCUGGACCAGUCUUGACGGCAGUCAUAGUAGUGCUGCUCACCUAUAUGCUCUACACGGUGCUGUAUGCUACCGACAUUCCUCACAUCAAGGGCUUGCCAGAAAUCCCUGGCGCUGUUCCCUUAUUUGGUCAUCUGCUCAAGCUCGGUGAGGACCAUGCUACAGUGUUAGAGAAAUGGUGGCGCCAGCACAACCAAUCUGUCUUCCAGAUCAAGUUGGGAAACACCAGGGCCGUCGUUGUCAACUCGUUUGAUGACUGCAAGAAGAUGCUCCUCGGUAACCAGAAUGCAGUCAUUGAUCGUCCCAUGCUCUACACUUUCCACAGCGUAAUCAGCAGCACCCAGGGCUUCACCAUCGGAUCUUCACCCUGGGAUGAGUCCUGUAAGAAAAAGCGCAAGGCUGCUGGAACGGCUUUGAGUCGCCCCGCUUUGAGGAACUAUUACCCUAUGUUUGACCUCGAGAGCUACUGCAUCAUGCGAGACAUGAAAAAGGACAGCAAUAACGGUCAAAUCGAGAUUGACAUUCGCCCGUACAUUCAGCGAUACGCGCUCAACACAACCCUGACCCUCUGCUACGGCAUUCGUAUGGAUGCUGUCUAUGACGACCUGCUACGUGAGAUUUUGCACGUGGGAUCAUCUAUCUCCUUGUUGCGCAGCGCCUCUGAGAACCUGCAGGAUUACAUCCCGGCUCUUCGAUAUUUGCCCAACAAUGAAAAGAAUGCCCGUUCAAAGGAUCUUCGAAAGCGACGUGACGUCUAUUUGGACCACCUCUUGAAUAAGGUUCGUGAGAUGAUCAAGGCCGGCACCGACAAGCCUUGCAUCUCUGCCGCUAUCCUCAAGGACGAGGAAACCAAGCUCUCUGGUGUCGAAGUCUCUUCCAUCUGCUUGUCCCUGGUUUCUGGUGGUUUCGAGACUAUCCCCGGAACUUUAACCUCGUGCAUUGGAUCUCUGUCGACCGAGGAAGGACAGUUGUGGCAGGAUCGGGCAUACGAGGACAUCAAGCGCCAUUACCCUGAUGGAGCCGAUGCUUGGACUGGGUGCUUUAAAGAGGAGACGAUUCCCUACAUCAAUGCCAUUGUCAAGGAGGCUGGCCGGUAUUACACCGUUAGCUCCUUGAGUCUCCCCCGAAAGACUGUCUCCGAGGUCAAUUGGAAUGGUGCUAUCAUCCCCCCUAAGACUAUGAUCUUGAUCAAUGCCCAGGCGGGUAACCAUGAUGUUGAUCAUUUCGGACCCGACGCUGGAAAGUUUAACCCUGAGCGCUGGCUCAAGACCAUUAGCCCUCCCACGGAGGCUACCAGUGCUGGCCUGGAUCACUUAAGCUUUGGAACUGGUUCUCGUGCUUGCUCAGGCCAGUUCAUCGCCUCUCGCCUUUUGUACUCUGCGUUGGUGAGGAUUCUGUCGUCAUACAAGAUUGUGGCGAGCAAAGAGAGUCCUCCCAAUACCGACUAUGUCGAGUACAACCAGUUCAAGACAGCGCUGGUUGCUAUCCCCAGGGAGUUCAAGAUCAAGCUCAUUCCCAGGGAUACGGCAAUGACAGCCAAGUGCCUGGACCUCGCUGAGCAGAGGACCAGCGAGCACUACAAGGAAUAA